Nannospalax galili (Upper Galilee mountains blind mole rat) is the source of this 3795-nucleotide messenger RNA. RefSeq names its product cancer susceptibility 1 (gene Dnai7). The transcript is spliced from 16 exons. Gene Ontology annotation, molecular function: microtubule binding; beta-tubulin binding. The record is from RefSeq and is a predicted model, not a curated record. The coding region runs from base 120 to 2318 and encodes 732 amino acids. Lineage: Eukaryota; Metazoa; Chordata; Mammalia; Rodentia; Spalacidae. Gene Ontology annotation, cellular component: axoneme.
CGCGGGCCGGCCUGCCCCGAGGGCGGGGCGCGUGGUGGGCGGGGCCUGUCGUCCAGACAACCGGGAGCGUUCCCGCAAGCCCCGGAGCUCGCCCUGGACGUGGAGGUCCCGCCGGCCUCAUGUCUGCCAGUAAGAAGAAGAAGCUAAGCAAAGCAGAGCGCCUGCGGCUGCUCCAAGAGGAGGAGGAGCGACGGCUGAAAGAGGAAGAUGAAGCUCGUUUGAAAUCUGAAAAGGAAGAACUGGAAAGACUGGAGACAGAGCGGGCUGAGAAAGAGAAAUGGCAUCGACUGGAAGUAAAGGACCUAGGAAGGAGAAAUGUGGAGCUUGAAGAGCUCUCUUUGCUGGAGGGCUGCUUUCCUGAAGCCGAGAAGCUAAAACGAGACACCAGAGCCCUUUCCAAGUGGAAGCAUUACAUUCAGUGUGACGGGAGCCCCGAUCCCUCAGUACCCCAAGAGAUGAACACUUUCAUUAGCUUGUGGGAAGAGGAAACGAAAGAGACUUUCGAGCAAGUGAUCGAGAAAAGCAAACUAGUGCUGUCUCUCAUUCAGAAGCUAAAGCUAACUUUAUUGGAAACUCCAUCAUGCGAUCUGCCAGACAGAACUAUAGAACACCACCAAGGGUCGAUUCUCCGACUUCAGGAGCUCCUCCAUCUGAAGUUCAACAUUGCCACAGAGCUUCUUCUCGGACACGCUAGUACCUUGGCAGAUCUGGACAGUGGGAAUAUGGAAAAAGUCAUUCAAGAUGAGAACGUCACCCUGUACAUGUGGGCCAACCUCAAGAAGAAUCCAAGGUGCCGAAGUGUGAAAUUCUCAGAGACACAGAUCGGGUUUGAAAUUCCAAGACUCCUAGCCACAAGCAACAUCGCCCUGCGGCUCCUGCACACUCGUUAUGAUCAUGUCACCCCAUUCCCGCCGUACCCCGUCACAGCCCCAGUAGAGCAAGAGCACAUCCCCGUGGAAACUGAGCCUUUCAGAGUGAGCCAAGCCAUGACAGAGAAAGCUGCCCCAGCAGAGAAGGCCGUCACUCUGGAAAUGCCCGAGAAGCAGGGUGACCAGCUGGAUCCCACACAAGAAAGAGGACUCAGCUUAAUCCAAGAGGAGGAGGCCAAAGUGGAGGCUGAAGAGGACACCCUAAUCCACAGGUUGCAGGUCUCUGUCCAGGAAGAGGAAGAAACCACAGUCAACAAAUGUGAACUGGAGAUGACGUUGCUAAGUGAAGCAGUUUCAACAGCACAGCUGCGUCUGAUAGAGAAUUCUCUGGAAAAGCCAGAAAUCAAUGAGGAGAAAGAGGUGGACCUGUGCCAGUUCUCCAUUCUGGGCGGAGUGUACCACCUGGACAUUCUGGAGCUGCCCCCACAGUGCAAACCAGUGAAGGGCUGGAUGAUUGUGGAAAUACUCAAAGACGGAUUACAGAAGUUUAUGUAUCCUCCAGAGACCCAUGAAGAACCUGACCCAGAAAGCACCUUUCCACCCAUAGAGGUCACACUGGAGGUCCACGAGAAUGUCAUCUUUUUUGAGGAUCCUAAGGUCAUAAGGUGGGAUGAUGAAGGUAAAAUCUGGCGAACUGAUGGCAUCAGCAACAUAUUUUACAAUCGAGAAGAAAGACUCAUAACAUUCGGUCUGGAAACUUUCGGCCCCGUGACCUUGAUUCAAGACACCCAUAUUAACAUGCCGUACCAGUCAUGGGAACUGAGACCACUGGGUAUGAAUAAAGUGCUUCUGAGUGUGACUACGCUAUUUGCUGAGAUACAGAUACAUAUCAAGGGAAAUCUCUGCAUGUUAGCGUCAGUCAAGCUGAGAGACCAGGAACAUGGGUCUCACUUGGAAGGAAAAUGGAUGACUCCUGUUCCCUUCAUUUUGGCUUUGAAAGAAGCCGGGCUGAAUAUCUUCCCCACAAAACACUCUCAUUUUUAUGUUGUUAUCAACAACAAGGUUCCGCUGGUUGAGAUGAAGGCCUAUCGGCAGAUGGCCCUGCUGAGCUCUGCCUACGCGUUCAGCUGGAGCAAGUGGAACUUCUACUGCGAUUCUACCAGAGUUAUAUUCAGGGCGAAGGAGCACUUGGCAAAAGAGCCCGAGAACCGUCCCUGGGCCCUUCUGAUGUUCAACGGUGACCGAGCACAGAUGCUCAGGAUAAGGGAGGACAGCGAGGUGUUCUCUGAGGCCCUCAAGGAUGAGACGGAGUUUCACGCCACCUUGUACCAUAUGGUGAAAGACUUUGCAUCGGUGGAGGCCAUGGACAGAGUCAGGCACGCUGACUGCCAGUUCAUUGACUCCGUGUGCCACAUGCUCCUGUCUACCAGGGUCCUCACUUACUCCUGACCUCAGCUGCUGCCAUGGCCUACUGGGCGGACAUCAGGGACAUCCAGGAAUCCCCUUCCUGGGUGGGAGCGGCCGCCACAGACUUCUGGAAGAACCUGCCGGUGAGGAAGCUCAUGAGUGCUGCAAAGACCACGAUGAAGAUCACGGAGAGGCAGAGCGCCUUGGCCCCCCUGAAGGACGCCUGCAGGGGUGCAGCCCAGGAAGCCACCAAGCCAUACCUGCAGCAAGAACACGACACCAGGGCGGGCAAUGCUGAGCUGUCCCAGUGCACCCCUCCGUUUACAGCUAUGGGGAGUAAAGGAGUGCUGUACUGUGAGCCACUAACUCCUGACAAGGCCAAAUAUUCAUCGCAUUCUUUCAGUCAAAGUAAAUCUAUCUACCAAGUAAAUAUUGUUUCUCACUAAACCCUGUGCCCCUACUGUGCUAAAAUUUAAAGAACCCAAACAGUACAGAAGUAAACAGAGCUGAAUGAGCUGUACUCUGCCUUUGUUCUUGAUGAAGCACAGAAGUUCUGGAACGGAUGACCUGGUUCAGGUCAGAGAGCUGUGAUCGGAGCUAAGACUGGCUCCAGGGUCAAGUCCUACCACUGGAAACGCUCCUGCCUCAUGUCCAAUAGGUGAGGGGUUGUUACUGCAGUUGACUACUCAUCUUAAACAAUCUGACAUGUCUUUAAUGCAGUUCCACUAGUACUGCUAUCUGUUAGUCAUGCCCAUCCCACUAAAGCAAGGUCAUGGGCAAGCACUUACACAGAGGAGGCCUCCCACUGGGAUGGGCUGUUCUUCUCAGAAAGGCUGGGCUUCCUCACGUGCUCCACCAUCUCGUCCCUUGGUGGCUCUGACUUAUCUUUGGUUCUGCAGAAAGUAUUGUUUUCAAGAAUUUGAAACUAACAAUAUGCAGUGUUUAUAAGCAUCACUCAGGUUGACUGUAUAACCCGAAGUGCUCAGAGUAACAAAUCUGAAUGUUACAUCACCAGAUCCAUAGCAAUUUAAGUUUAAAAUAAUUUCCUUCCUGUAGUCUACAGAAACAUUUACUGUGCACAUGUGGAUUCCAUAUUUCUUGAAAAUGCUAGAAGAAUACUUAAUAGUGAGAAAAAAAUGCUAUCAGUUUUUAAACCUUGUAGCUAAGCAAUUGAUUAUAUUGUUUUUUUCUGUACAACUUGGUUUUCAGAUAGUCUCCUGGUAUAGCCUAGGGUGGCCUCAAACUUUUGGUGAUCCUCUGCCUCCUCGGUUCAGGGUUAUAGGCACGCUCUGCCGCUUCUGGCUGUCUGAAGAACUUUCAUGCAGUGCUAACUUGGAAAACAAUCACAAUGUCAUCUCUUUCUUAGUUUAAAAAGUUUAUGAAAAUAUUCUAAAUAUUAAGCUAAUCAAACUAAACUAGUACUCAAUGCUCUGGGAACUGGUUGAAGAGAGUGUGUUUUUAAUCAAGUUACUGCCUAAAGAGGGUUUUCUCCACCUGAAUAAAACUUGUUUCAUUUUUA